Molecule: messenger RNA, 1116 nt
Organism: Tuber melanosporum (Perigord truffle)
Lineage: Eukaryota; Fungi; Ascomycota; Pezizomycetes; Pezizales; Tuberaceae
Exons: 5
Coding region: 72-959 (295 amino acids)
Biological process (GO): proton motive force-driven ATP synthesis
Molecular function (GO): proton-transporting ATP synthase activity, rotational mechanism
Source: RefSeq, a predicted model, not a curated record
CGCCCCUCCUAUCCACCUCCCUCCUACCCCCCCUUUCCUGUGAAUAAAUACUUCCUCUCUCCCCUCCCACCAUGUUUUACAGGGCAGCCAGGCCAGCCCUUCAGAGAGUUGCUGCUGCCUCCACCAGGCCAGCUCAGAGCAAUAAUUAUGCUACUCUUCGUGAAAUUGAGGGGCGCCUCAAGUCCAUCAAGAAUAUCGAGAAAAUUACAAACACCAUGAAGAUCGUCGCUUCCACAAAACUUGCUCGUGCUCAGCGUGCUAUGUCUGAAUCCCGUACCUACGGUCAGACAUCAAACACUGUCUUUGAUAAGGCCGAGACCAAGCCUCAGGAAGGUGGGAAGACUUUGAUCAUUGCCUGCUCAUCCGAUAAAGGACUCUGUGGUGGUAUCCACUCACAAAUCACCAAGGCCGUUCGCAGAAAGUUGCUGGAAACCCCUGAUGCGGACCUUGUUAUCCUGGGUGAAAAGAGUAAGGCGCAGUUGGGUAGAUCUUCUGCGAAGAACAUUGUUAUGAGCUUUGCGAAUGUUGGAAAGGAUAUCCCUACAUUUGCCGAGGCUCAGACUAUCGCGGACCAGAUUUUCCAGCUGGAGAAAGAUUACGAUAAUAUUGAGGUUAUUUAUAACAACUUCAAAUCUGCUAUCUCCUACGAGCCUGGUAGCGUUUAUGCCUUCUCUGAGGAUAUCAUCAAGAGCUCAGCGAACUUUACCGCUUUUGAGAUUGAAGAUGAGCAACUUGUUAAUCUUCGCGAAUAUGCCCUGGCCAACACUAUUUUCUGGGCUCUCUCUGAAGGUCACGCUUGCGAGAUCUCUGCCCGCCGCAAUGCCAUGGACAAUGCCUCCAAGAAUGCUGGUGACAUGAUCAAUCGAUUCCAGAUUCUUUUCAAUCGUACCCGGCAAGCAGUCAUUACUGGGGAGCUGGUUGAGAUUAUUACCGGCGCUGCUGCUUCGGAGGACUCUUAAGUCUUCCGCAAUACACGGUUUAGGCAUGUGGUGGGAGGGCGUACUCGUACAAGCGUUGUGUCUUAGCACAGUAUAGAAACACCCCCUUGCAUUGAUCAUACUAUUGGUACAAUACCGGUAGUAAUCAAAUAAAAUAUAUGUUUCGGAUUAGAUUUCA